This is a messenger RNA of Schistosoma turkestanicum, 950 nucleotides long. The record is from the annotation of a GenBank genome assembly. Lineage: Eukaryota; Metazoa; Platyhelminthes; Trematoda; Strigeidida; Schistosomatidae.
AAAGGACAAGAACCGAGCGCAUAGAAGUCAAUUGGUUUAUACAAGCUCGUGAAGAUAUUGGAUAUUGAAAUUGGGUUUUGCAUUAUGUUGAGUCUUUUAAAAUCGAAAUAAACUCAUACACUUGGGGCUUCUGCACUCAUUUCGGCAGUUAACAGAUGAUACUGGUUUGAUUGGUGUUGCUGAUAGCUUUGAUUUCAUCAAUAAAUGUCAAAAGGUCAAAUAGAAAACGCAUCCGAAACAGAGCUAAAGUGUCGCUUGUUCUGUACUUCCACAUCUUCCAGAACAUUUGAAGAAAUAGAGUCAGGAAAGACUUUGGCCGAAAAUAAUUGUAUUUUAUUCACUUCAGCAUGUGAAACAUGGAAAACGCAUCCUAUUGAAGUUUUUCGACAGCAAUUAAGCUCUAAUAUUGAAAAAACUACGAAAGUAUCAAAAUCAGCCAUUAAAGUAUCGCUCUUCAAAAUGCAUCAUGAAUUUUAUUGAGGUGAAGCAUAGAUGUGAGUUUACAAGGCUCUUGAUUGCAGCCUAUCGACAUUGGUAGAAACAUAAGUGAAUUUUAUAAACACUGUGUGACUUAAUGCAUAGAUCCCAGUCAUGCCGUCGAAAUUCAAUGAAUUAAUCGUUAAAUAACCCUUGCUGUUCAACUUUUUCGUGUAAUUAGAAACGAAUGAAUCAGAAUAACUUUGAUGUACCAUUCGCUAAAUAAACAAAAAUACUGCCCAUAAAAUGUUGAUUCAUAUGAGCGAAUAAUUUCGGUAUAUUAUCGAUAUUUAAACUGAAAUCCUCUACGCUUAGUAUAUAUUUGUAGGUGUUGCAUAUAAGGAUAACUGUCCAAGAUUAGAUGUAAUAAAAAACAGUUAAAAUUCCGCAUACUGUUGCAUACAUUUUGAGCUUGAAUCUCACUUAUUGUGUAGUAUGAAUUCUCUUGCUUUCCAAGGUCAUAUGUCUUCUUA